UCGUUUUGAUUACAGUAGUCAAGGAAACCCGCUUUCGCUCCUGCUUUGAUGAUUGUUUUAUGUCAGUGUGACAAAGCGCAUUGAAAGUAAACAAAAGUGCGUGAGAUUUGCUUAUGAAUGGCCUUAGCAACAGCAACGAUCUCCACGAUUUGAUGUUGAUUGCGGGUUACAUUUAGUGGAUGUAAGUUACUCUGCUCUUCAUUGACCAACCUAUGAUGUCAAGCUGGAUGUAAUCAGACAUACAAGGUUGAUCUACUAUGGGCUGUGCUCCCUCGAAAAAUUCUAAUCAGGUUGUUGUGAAUUCUCACUCUAGACCACAGCCAAGACAAGAGGAGAAACAAUUAUUGCUGCAGUCAUCGCCUAACAAGUCUGCGGCGAAUACAGAUACUACCGAUUUUAACCAGAAUUCGGACACAGAUAACGUAAGAUCAGGAGCAGUGCAAGAAAUCAAACAGGAUCAUCGAAAGGAAGUUACAGAUAGGCCGGCGGAAUCAUCAGUCCAAAAGUCGAGUCCAGUAAAGAAAACAAGUGAAAAGUCUGCGGAUAUCCAAAAGAUAUCAUACGAAAAAGCAUCCCAACUGCUACCUCAGAAUCCAGAUGAAAUGUGGGCAAUAGUUAAAGGAACCAGUGACAAAGUUGGAAUUCAUAUUGAACCAUUAAAAAAUCGCAAAGGAUGGAGAACUAUUCGAAUUUUCGUGUCGUCAACUUUUAAAGAUUUUCACCAAGAAAGAGAAGUUCUCGUGAAAGAGGUGUUCCCAGAUUUGAGGUUGUGGUGUGAACAAAGAAAACUAAGAUUGGUAGAAUGCGAUUUGCGUUGGGGGGUUCCGAAAGAUGCUACAACAGAAGAAACGAUAAAGAUUUGCCUGAGCGAGCUUGACCGUUGUUAUGAGGACAACACAGCACCAUUUUUUCUUAAUUUAGCUGGGGACCGCUCUGGCUGGAUUCCAACGAUUGAUGAUUUGAGCCGCAAUUUAGCUGCUCAAUAUGGAUGGGUUUACGGCCUCUCUGUAACGGAGAUGGAGAUUGUCCACGGGGCAUUUCGUAAAUUGAAUCCAAAUGCUUUAUUCAUGUUUCGCAAGACCAUCAACGAUCUCCCUGAAACGGUCAAAGAAGAUUUCAUUGAUACUGAUCCAAAAUGCGUCCAGAAAGUAAAAACCCUAAAACAUGUGAUCCAAUCACAAUUUCCUGAAAGUCGCAUAUACAAUUAUGACGUGAAGAGUGUACGAAAUAAAGGAGAUGUUCUGGAAUUUUGUGGCCUAAACGAUUCACGAACUGGCUUUGGUCAAAAGGCUUAUGAUUUUUUUCUACAAAGAAUUGAAGAACUCUAUCCUCUUGAUCCAAGUCCAGAAGAUCCUUUGCAGGUUCAAAGGGAGGCACAUGAGACAUUCCUUGAUAGCAGAUCGCAAUGCGUAUUGGGAAGAGAUGGGAUUUUGGAGCAGAUGCACAGUUACGUAACAUCCCCUGCCGCUCCUGCUGCUCCACUGCUGAUCAUUGGUACUGCGGGCGCUGGCAAAUCCGCCGUAAUGGCCAAGGCUGCUGCUGAUGCUGUGAGACUAGCAAAAGAAAACAAGAUUCCACUAUCAAAUGGUUACAAAAAGUGUCGAGUAUUCUUUCACUUUGUUGGUGCCACCCCUGGAUCUACAGAUCUGGCAUUUUUCCUUCAAAGACUCACAAAGGAAGUCAAACCUGAUCUUAAAGACAUUGUCAGUGAUUUGGAGUCUCUCAUUCAACUCAGUGGCAGCUUGCUGUCAAAUCCGAACACGGAACCUGUGAUAUUGUUCAUUGAUGCUGUCAAUCAGCUGGAUGAAGACAAACAGCAUUUCUUAAAUCGAUGGCUCCCGGAGACCCUUGCUAAGAACGUCAAAGUUGUCGUUUCUAUGAUAGAAGGAACCCCAACCCAUCGUAUGAUGAGAGCUUAUAAAACCAAUCCCAAAGAAAUCAUUUGUGGUCCUCUUGAUCUGACUUCAAGACAGGCCAUCGUAGAGAACAUUCUUUCACAGUACAACAAACGCUUAGAUCAACAGCAAAUGGACACCCUUCUGCACAAAGAAGGUUCCUCCAAUCCAUUGUGGUUGACCCUUGCUUGCGAAGAGCUUCGUGUAUUUGGCAAAUUCGAAGAAUUGCUGGAGAAAAUUCACAGUUUACCAAAUGAUCUCAUCAGCCUUGAGAUCGAUGUAUUUUCUCGAUUUGAAGAAGAGGCUGGUGGCCAGCUUAUGAUAGCCACGCUGUGUUUGCUUGAGGUAUCUCGUCACGGACUUCUGGAAACAGAACUGCUUGCAUUGUUGGGUGACAAGAACAAUCUGAAGCCGCCCGAGUAUGUGGAAGGCGAGGAAGCAGGUAUUGUUGCAAAGACAGAGGAUAUGGUGCAGAGUGACGUCACAGUUGGUAUUGAGAAAGAUGAUGUUGAGAAACUGACGGAACAGUUUGCUAAGUUGGUGAAUGAUGCCUAUGUUGUGAAGGAUGAUGACGAUAAGAAUGACAAAGAUGAAAAUAAAAACAAAAGAAAGAAAGGAAAGCAGAUUCAAUUCUUGCCAGCCAGGGAAUGGGCUAUUAUUUAUCGAAAUUUAAAGCAACUGCUUAGGCCCUGUGGUGAUCUAGGGGAGGGUCGGCUUGAUUUCUAUCACCGAUCAUUGAGCAAAGCAGUUAGAAGAAAGUACUUCACAGGCACUGAUGAAUACAAUAAACAUGUCUACAAUUAUUGGCAUGGUGUCCUUGCCGGCUAUUUCGAACAUGUUGAUGAUAUGGACCGUAAGGCAGAGGAAUUGCCAUAUCACUUGGAACAGUUGCUCGACAACAACAGAUUGAUUCGAUGUUUGUUAGAAUGGCCUGUUUUCAACCGACUGUUCUCUGAAGAUUUCAGUAUCGAUCUUCUUCAUUCUUGGAGAAAAGCUGGAGGAUACAGUGUUGCAUCAGCUCUGUAUAAAGAGUCGUGCAAAGUAUUAAAAAGAUCGGGGAUAUCUUUGAUUGAUUAUGGAGAUCAACUUGAGAAGGUCGUCAUGUUUCUGAUUCAGGCGGGUCAAUACGAGGAUGCAUACACAAUGUUGGAAGAGAGACUAGAGAUCGAGGAAGAACAGCUUGGUAAACGUGGUGAUGAGCUUGCUGAUAUUUACCAACUAAUGGGCAAAUGCAAGAGUGAGGUUGUGAAAAAUUACAAUUUCGUGACAAGAGAUCAGUUAGAGGAAGACAAAGAAGUUGUGGAAUUUUGUAUGAAAAGUUUGGAAUACCGGAAAAAAAUGAGGGGAGAAGAACACGAGUUCAAAGCUGCAAUGACCAAUGUCCUAGUCGCCCAUCAUCUCAGUAUAAUAGCAGAUUUGGAGCCAUCGAAGGGGGCUCAGCAUCGUCAACAGGCAUUUAAAGCAGUUGAUGAGGCCAUUGCAACCUUUGAAAAGAUUGGGGAUAUCGGACAUCUUGCUGAAGCAAUCAUGACAAAAUCAUUUGUCAAUCCACGUAGCACAAGAUUUUUUAGUGAAAAGAAAGUGCAACUAGAGAAAUCCAGCGAGUUGUGCAUGAAGGCGUACGGUGAAAAACAUCUAUUGGCCUGCAGGCUAUAUCUAAACAUUGGCAUUCUUUAUGAAGAUAAUCGUGAUUUCGAGAUGGCCUAUGAUUAUUUCGUUAAGUGGAACGAAUGCUGCCUCGUGGUGCUUGGUGCUGACCAUCCAAAAAGCAUCAGAGCAAAGGACACCCUUGCUGAGCCAACAUACAUCCGAAUCAGACAGGCUAGAGAGAAAAUUGCAGCUGGAAGCGCUUAAAAAUCAUCCGGAUACAGAAAUUGAUUAUUUUUUUAACCCAUCGUUUACACCGCAUCACAUGUGAAUACCUGUUUUAAGAUUUUCGGUAAAUAAGAGGAUUCCCACCAACUAUGGAACCAGCCAAGCGCCCCAUGCAAUCCCCGCAUCACAUGUUAAUGCAUGCAGCAUAAUUACCCUUUUUGGUAAAUAAGGGGUUUCUCAAGAAAGUUGCCUCAUCAGAGAAAUUGGCGAAGAAGGUUAGCUUCUCCAAUCAGAGGGCUAGUCUGUGAUCUGUAUAUUUCAAAGUCCACAAAACUUGCACAGUGCACAGCACAGCAACAGAACAAAUUUUCCUGCUUAAGAAAUUACCCAAUAUAUUGUUGUUUCCUUGUUAAAGGUCUAAAUGUCCCUGAUUGAUGGGUUGCUAUAAAGACCUUUCUGUUCCUCACUCUGGCAACUCCCCGCUCCUUUUCUAAUUACGUCCUCCCUGAUUUAAAGAGAAAAGGUCAGGAGAGAGGAAGACAGUUUUAUUCCUAUAUUGUUUCCUGGCCGCCUUCUUGAGCACUGAAUAAAGAAGUCCCUUAAGUAUGUAAUUGCAAGAUGUGUGUUUCCAAGGGCCCUUGUGUCAUGAAUGUAGCAACCCAGCUUGUACUUGCGGUGUACCCCUUUUUAGAUAACUUCAUAGCGGCAGCUAGGGGGUAGAAUAUUUAUCCUAAUUAUGAUUUUAUUUUUAAAAGUCAACCAUUAUUUAAAGUAUCACUGUAUUUGUUUUAUUUCAUUAACAAGCAAUAAUAUUUUGAAUUUACUCAAUUUUUUACAAAUUUCCAAACAUUUUGAUUUUUGUCUUUGUUAAGCGUAAAGUAACACGUAAUGGCCUAGGGUUUCCUAAGCAAUUCGGUAGUGCAUUGCCUCUUUCAUUGGAGCCAAUUAGAUGCGAUAAGCACCGUUAGUAUCCAGUUUAUAAUAUCAAAGUCUCAAAGGGAGGCUUUUUUGAGAGGGGAGGUAUCAGAACCACUGAUCAGAACCUGCACACCCGGGGGACUGUUUGGAUACAAUCGUGAACCCGGACUAAAUUUGGAAAAAUACAAUAUUCAAACCCGGAAUCGUGCCUGUUUUCCGGAAAGUACCCGAAACCCGGGAACUAAAAUUAGCCAAACCUGCACCCCUCCCCCCCCCCCCGCGUAAGAUCCCAAAGCCCGUCUUUUUCAUUCGUAAGAAAUUUCAUUGCUUGUGAGCCUGUUCUCUUGAAAAUUAGUUGGGACUGUAAUAAAGUAUAAUCGAGUAAGUUGCAAAAGCUCUUUUAGAACUCUCUUCCAUGCGGAAGUCAGAUAGUAAGAACACAGAAGUCAGAUAGUAAGAACACAGUCCCCACUAUGGCAUGCUACCAGUAGACCUCAUAGAGUUCCUGUAAUUCAUAGAAGCUUUUAGUAUGUCUCCAGUUUUAUUAAAGAAAUGAUGUCAGCGCUUUCGCUUCUGUCUAGCAAUUGCUUCUUUUCUAUGAGGAAUUUUGUGUUUUAUCUUGUAAAUAGGUUUUGCUACCCCCAAUCUCGUAAUACAUUUGUUUAUAAAGUGUGAUACUAAACACUUUAAUUGGGAUAAUAUGACAGAAAAUAGCUUGAAAA
This is a messenger RNA of Rhopilema esculentum, 5350 nucleotides long. RefSeq names its product TPR repeat-containing protein DDB_G0287407. Gene Ontology annotation, cellular component: Cul4-RING E3 ubiquitin ligase complex. The record is from RefSeq and is a predicted model, not a curated record. Gene Ontology annotation, molecular function: protein binding. NCBI's taxonomy places the organism in Eukaryota, Metazoa, Cnidaria, Scyphozoa, Rhizostomeae, Rhizostomatidae.